Molecule: messenger RNA, 2484 nt
Organism: Cotesia glomerata
Lineage: Eukaryota; Metazoa; Arthropoda; Insecta; Hymenoptera; Braconidae
Gene: ChAT
Product: choline O-acetyltransferase
Exons: 10
Coding region: 135-1955 (606 amino acids)
Biological process (GO): acetylcholine biosynthetic process; neuromuscular synaptic transmission
Cellular component (GO): cytoplasm; neuron projection
Molecular function (GO): choline O-acetyltransferase activity
Source: RefSeq, a predicted model, not a curated record
GGCGAGACUCUGUGUUGGGUGCACCAAGACGCCUUCUUACUACCCUUGGCAGUCUUUCGAGAGACACUUCACCCUUUCCUACCUCGAAAGACGAGCCUCUACCGAGUCUUCCGGUUCCGCACCUCGAGACUACCAUGCAGAAGUACCUGGCCCAGGUGGAGGCUAUCAGCCCGACUCAUUUGGACCGUGCCAGGAUUCUGGUUCGCCAGUUUUUGUCUGGACCGGGGCCAAAGCUUCAGCAGAAACUUCUGGAACGCAGGCAGACUACUGCUAAUUGGGCAACAGAGUGGUGGUUGAAUGACAUGUACAUGUCAAUACCCCUGGCAUUACCAAUAAACAGCAAUCCCGGUUUGGCAGCAAAGCCAAAAGUUUUUCAGAACCAACAGGAAUCUGCAGUUUUUCUGGCAAGAUUUUUGAUGCAGCUCCUGGACUAUCAGGAAAAAUUGGACAGGAAAGAGCUUGAAGUGGAGCGUGUAAAAUCACGUGAUGGCAAAUCAAUGCAACCACUGUGUAUGGCUCAACACUAUCAAAUCCUCCGCAUAUACCGCAAGCCUGGAGAAACAGUCGAUGAACAAAUAAUACUCGACAGAGCUACUUCUGGUGAUCAUAUUAUCGUCGCUCAUUACAACCAAUUCUACAGCGUCCCGGUGAGAGCUUCCGAUCGUGACAGAAUAACGGAAGCUGAAAUGGUACAGCAAUUGCUGAAGAUAAUGGAGACUCCCGCGGAUCCGCGAACUCCUCCCGUGGGUGUAUUGACGGCAGCUAAACGACCGGUUUGGGCACGAGCACGUCAAGAAUUAUUGAAAAAUGAACGAAAUCGGCACAAUCUUGAAUUACUCGAACGCUGCCUUUGUAUCGUAUGCAUCGACGAAGACGUAUUGCCAGUAACAUUUAACGAGCCUUAUAAUAAAACAGAUCGGUGGUUAAAUGAUCGCGAUUAUGCAAAUGUUUUACACCAUUGUUUACACGGCGGUGGCUCGAGACAUCACGGCGCUAAUCGUUGGUUCGAUAAAACAUUCCAUGUCAUCCUUGGCAAGGACGGAAUGUGGGGUAUGACUUACGAACAUUCAGCAGGUGAAGCACCAGCAAUAUUCAACGCUUUUGAAACGUUAACCGACAACGUUGACGCAAUGCCGCCUCCAGAUAAGUUAGUGCCAUCACAUUUGCCAUCACCUGAAAAACUUGAGUGGCGCUUGUCUGAACAGAGUUUAAACGAUAUUCGUGAAGCUAUGACAACUUUUGAUUCAAUGGUCGAAGAUUUGGAUCUCUGUAUCCUGUGGUUCCAAGAUUACUCCAAGGAAUUCGUCAAAAGCUGCAACAUCAGUCCUGACGCUUACAUUCAAUUAGCCCUUCAACUCACUUACUUCAGAUUACACGGCUGUUUGGUGGCAACUUAUGAAAGCGCGGGCAUCAGAAGAUUCGCUCAAGGAAGAGUUGACGUAAUUCGUGCAGCCAGUCCGGAAAGUCUUGAGUGGGUGAAGGCGAUGUGCCAGGGCGACCCUGACAGUUCUUUUAAUGAUUUACAAGAGGAAGGCACCAAAAGAAAGCAACGGAUAAAGGAGUUGUUUGAUUUGGCCGUGCAGAGGCAAGCCAAAGAAAUCGCGGAUAACAUUAAUGGGCUGGGUCUAGACAAUCAUCUAAUGGGAUUGAGGUACGUCGCUAAAGAAAUGGGAGAGAAUAUACCGGAGUUAUUCAACGACGAGAGUUUCAAUAUUAUCCAUCACUUCGCUCUCUCGACUUCGCAGGUGACGACCAAAAACGACGCUAUUGUAGGUUAUGGACCAGUAGUACCCGACGGGUACGGAUGCGCAUACAAUCUCAGGAAAAAUGGCUUCAUAUUUUCCUGCUCCGCUUUUCACAGCGACGGAAGAACAAACGCACGUAAGUUUGCACAAACUUUAGAGUUAAGUUUACGCGACAUGGCGGAUAUGUUGAAGAGUUCACAGAGCCGAUAAAUUUUAGUUACCGACUGUCGGUAAUUAUUAUUUAUGUCGUUAUUACAAUGAAUAUAGACAUAUCAAAGUUUACAGAUGACAGUUUAGUAGAAAGUAGAUUGUUGUCGCACUAAUAGAUGAUUUAUUUUAAACAAGUAAUUAAUCGGAGAAAAGAGUUAAUGUUGAAUAAAAGGUUAGAGUCUUGUGGGACAAGUGGGCGCACUAGUAUUUUUUUUUUUUUUAUAGUUUUAACUUACAAACUAUAAUACUUUUGUUUAUGAAAUAUAUAAUAAUAAACAUUAAAUUGUAAUAAUUAACGUCAGAGCCGAUUGCUCCGAAUAUUUACCAUGACGCAUCAAAUAUUGACCGCCUAUGUUCCAAAUACUGACCAAAAAAAAAACCGCCUAUGUUCCAAAUAUUAAACAAAAAAAAAAUUUAAUGGAGAUUUUUAAAAGCGCGUCAACACUUCUAAUAUACUAUUGAGUCGAAAUAUCAUUAAAGUUUGGAAAAUUUAAAAGUGCACGCCUCAUAGCGCUCAUUCAUUUUUUAA